This is a messenger RNA of Lutzomyia longipalpis, 21138 nucleotides long. Its product is annotated as CCR4-NOT transcription complex subunit 6-like. The record is from RefSeq and is a predicted model, not a curated record. Gene Ontology annotation, cellular component: CCR4-NOT complex; cytoplasm; nucleus. Lineage: Eukaryota; Metazoa; Arthropoda; Insecta; Diptera; Psychodidae. Gene Ontology annotation, molecular function: protein binding; poly(A)-specific ribonuclease activity. The coding region runs from base 12961 to 14883 and encodes 640 amino acids. Gene Ontology annotation, biological process: nuclear-transcribed mRNA poly(A) tail shortening. The transcript is spliced from 2 exons.
AACUCAUUUUUGCGACUUGGGCCUACGCGGAAAAUGCUCCGGGGGGUCCCAAGUAUUUUCAGUAAAAAUUUGCGCGGGAAAUUCGCCGGAUUAAAAAAAACAUUUUGUACGACUUUUUCUGGCGGAAAUUUUGAGUGUUUUGAACUGGAGACGCCAAUCGACGCGGCGUCGCUUCCUGGUCACAAAAAAUGUAAUUUCGCUGGAAAAUUCGGCGGAAAAUGCGAGAAAAUUGCGAGAAACUGAAAUUGUGAGGGAGACAGUAUCAGUGACGUGCACUGUCUCAUUUUCUCCUACCCUGCCAAACACAAAAAAGAAGAAAAAGAAGAAUAUCUUAGGUUAGAAAUCCGUGUAAAUAUAUAUGUACAUAUAUAUUGUAAACUUGGCCAUAACAAAAACGGAAGAAAAGCCCCGUGAAAAAGUGACUAUUUUGACGAAUUGGACGCCUUUUUCCGUGAGAUCGCAGUGAAAAUCGCGCAUUUGGGUGCCAGUGUGUGUUUUGCCAUUGCAAGAGUGCCUCAAAAGGGGGUGAAAAGUGUGUUUAUUUUGCAGCAAAAAAAAGUGGAAAGCGCACAGAAGUGGACAGAGCGGAUUGACGCAUUUUCUCUUCGACUUCUUCACAGCUGAAAAAGUAGAUGAAGGCAACAUCUACAAAAUGUCACGAAAUAAAGAUAAAUAUGAAAACAAUAACCCAAGGAGGCAAACUGUAUUCCUCUCGUCUGAAGAUAUUGCAGCAGGACGAAAGACAAACUGGCAAGCGGUCGAGAUAACAGGCAAUGUCCGGAACUUGAGCCCAUCGCUGUGGCAAUUUGAGCAUCUCACAGCGCUCUAUCUCAACGACAACAACCUCCUCCGCUUGCCACCUGACAUUGGACUAUUGGUUAAUCUCAAGACGCUGGAUUUGUCCAGCAAUAAAUUGAGGAGUUUGCCCGCAGAACUUGGGGAUCUCAUUCAAUUGAGGUGAGUUCAAUCUCUCUCUUUUUUGCCUUUUCUCUAUGCUUGAUUCUAAUGAGAUUUUUUUGUUCUUGAAUUAAUUUUUUUCAGAGAACUUUUACUAAAUCAUAAUUUUUUGCGUGUUUUACCGUACGAAAUUGGAAAAUUAUUUCAUCUACAUGUUCUCGGGUUACACGGAAACCCACUGGGAAAGGAUAUUCUGUCCAUUUACAAUGAACCGAAUGGAACACAGAAGUUACUUACAUUCAUGUUGGACAAUCUAACAGGUAAGUCGCAAUUUUUUUUUUAUAUUUUCUUUUGAAGCUUUCAGAGCUUUGAAAAUUUGAAUUUUUUUAAAUGCCAAAAAUUUUCCCACAAAAAAUAUCCAAGACACUCUAGCGGAGAUUCAAAAGCCUAGAGUUUAUCUGUAUGUGCUGCUCUAGGCUAGAGCGUACAGAAUUUUUGCAAUUUCUCGCGUUUUUAACUGAAUUUUUGAUGGAAAAGUGUGUUUUACGCCUACAGAGAAUUACGUCGAAUUAAAUAAAAGAGGGGAAAUUGAUUUCUAGACAAAUUUUCGUGCCUGAAGAGAGUAAGAAAUUCUGGGCAGAAUAAAUUUUUUUUUGGAAAUGUGUUUUCAUUUUAUGAGAAAAUUUUUUUCUUUUAUUCGAAAGUAAUAAUUCUUUAUUAGAUGUUUUUUACUCUAAAAAAAAGUUCUGCUGGUCAACAAAAAAUGUUUUUUUUUGGUGAGAAAAAUAUUUAAUUUUGAUUACAGUCAGGUAUUGAUUAACGUCGCAUGGGAUAUACUCUUUCCACUCAUUAUUAUUAAUGGGUGAGAAGAGUAUAUCCCAUGCGACGUUAACCAAUACCUGACUAUGAUGUUUAUUUUGCUCCACAAUUUAAUCAUUAAAAUCCUUUUAAUUACUUAAGGGAGAAAAAAUUAAUUACAACUCACGAAUAAAAUUAAAAUGAUUUAAAUGGUUUUAAAUUGUCCACCUCUGAACAAAUAAUAAAAAUAAAAAUAAGUAAAAUCAUUCUCCUGGCUGAAAAGGUCAUUCAACAAAGGGGAAAUAUUAAUUCUCAAUGAGAAAAUAUUUGUUCUUUGUUGAUUUAUUUGCCGCAUUCUUAAUUUAUUGCUGCUGCAAUUGUUCGCAUUCCUUGCACAUCUCUCUUUUUUACAAAAAGUCUGAGAUUUUUCCAAUUCGAAUGUACAAUUCUCUGUGUCCACACAGCAUAGUUAUGUGCGUGAAUGAUCCACACUUUAUGCGUCCUUCGUGGGGGCAUUUUGUAAAUGGAAUUAGCCUCCAUUCAUCGCAUCUCUGGCAACCUUUUGUGAAGAAUGAAAUGAUCUCUCGCAUCGUUGUCUGUCUUCCUUGGACAAUUGACAUAUUUGCUGCAAUUUAGCAACAAGGAAUGUUGUUCUUUUAUCUUUUUUUUCUUCUUUUUCUCUUCAACUUGAAAUUAUUUUUAAUAUCUGUGCCAUGAUAUGAUUAAUUUGCAAAUAUUUUAUCUGACAACAAAAAUCCUUUCCAUGCAUUCUCACAAAGUUCUCUCAUCGUUGAGCGCGGUGGAAAAGAGGGCAGAUUGUAGGUUUUAUGAAGUAUUUUAGGCAUAAUAUUGUAUGCUUUUCAUUGAGCAUGAAAAACAAGGUAAAAGGAGGAGAGGCGGUUCAAAAAAAAAAAAGAUCUCUUAAAUGAAUCUGGUGGAUGGGAAGUAUUACAAGACAAUGGGUUUUUGGCGGAGAGGCGAAGAGAGACAAGGAAAGGUCACAAAUUAUAGACAAAAUGUUAAAUGAUACAAGAUAAGGCGAGACAGCGCGGAAAAUAUGUGCAAACUCCGUAUAAACAUUAAUGUUCUUGUUGUGGAGCUUUUUUUUUUAUUUUUGUGUCUGCCAUAAUCUCUCUCUCACAAAAUUUCUUCAUUGUCUUCUUUUGUUGGCGUUCUUUUGCAAAAAUAAACAGCAAGAAUGAAGAGAGAGAAGAGGAGAGUAUUAACCAAGGAAAGGUGAAGGGAAAUUAUAAUGACAUUAUUUGACUAAUUUGAGAUUGUAAUUGAAGAAGUGAAUGGAGGAUCAAAAUAGAGGGAACGUCGCGCGUUGCUCUCUUUAUGAAAAGGAAAAAGCCCUUAUUUAGGGUUUUCAAAACUCACGGUUAGAUCGUGUUUGACCCCAUUGAACUAUGUGUGUGGUAUCGUUUGCAUAAUUUACAACAUUAAGACAUUAAAUUCAUCGUUGUUGCUACAUCUUGGUUCAUUUUGAGAGUUUCUCCUUCAAUUCCAGAAGAAGGUUUUCAUUUAUAUGGCUAAUCGACUUUUUGUUUGCAAGAGCAAUGAAAUUCGUUGUAAAUGGGGAGUUUAUUGAUUUUUAUACCUUUGCUAAUGGGACGAUUUACUUCUCCAUUUAAUUAAACUGUAAACGAUUGUCAAGCUGUGUUUUCACGUGAAAAGACUGUAUUUAUAGGGAAGAGAUGGGUUAAAUGGCGCAUUUGAAAACAGAAAUUGAAAGAAACUUUACUUCAAGGCUCUGUCUCAAGUUUGAGAAAAUAUAGAUUAGGCUUAGAUCAUUUAUUCUUACAAUUCUGUUUAAAAAAAAAAACCUAAACUAACUUAGCCUAGUUUUAAGAGACUUAGGCCUAGCUUUAAAUACUGCAUUAUUACGUAAGAGAAUAAAUCCUGGUUUAAAAUAAACGAACAAAGCUUAAGGCUUACUGAAAAAAUAAACGAAGGUUUAAGAAAACUUUAAACCUAGCAUUAUAGGUUAAAUCUAGCAUGACUAUGCUUAAAAGUUUAGGUCUUGUAAGAAAAUAUUAAAGCCUGGUUUAAGAAAACUUAGGCCUAUGCACCAAACACUUAAAUCUAGGAAAAAACGCGUACGUCUAGGUUAAGCAACUAAGGCCUAGUAUAAACAAUUUAGGCCUAGUAAAAAAAAAAAAACUACAGCCUGAUUUAAGAUAACUUAAGCCUAGCAUUAAAAACUUAAAUCUAGCUUGCCUAGCAUAAAAAACUUAGGCUUAGUAAAUAAGAAUAAAGCCUAUUUUAAAAAUAAAAAUCUUUAAAAGCUUAAGCUUAAUUAAAAAACUAAAUCUUUUAAAUCUAGUUUGAUUAUCUAAAAAACUAAAGGCUUGUUUAAGAAAACUUAGGCCUGACUUAUGGAACUUAUGACGAAUUUUGACCAACAAAAAUGAAUAUAGACUCCUUAAAGCGUUUUAUCGUGUUAAGAAUUAUUAGAAGAAAAAAUUUCUGUUUAAUUUUGCAAAAAAUUUUUAUUAGUUCCGUAUUUUUAAUGGUUUCUUUCAAAACUAAAUUUUCAAAGAUUAAGAAUUUUGUUGAUUUCUUUCUGCGCCAUUUUACCACACCCCCUCCUAUAUUGCUAAUAAAGAUAGAGCCCCCUGGAAAAAAAAUUAAAAGAGCGCCACUUUAGAGUACCGGAAAUUGCAAACAAGAGAAACUUUUUCUUCUUUCUUUUCUCUCCCAUUGCAAAGAUAAAAAACAAAAAGAGGGGAAAAAGAACUUUUUGGUCACAUAAACUUUUAAAUUAAUGCAUCCGUACUGUGUGUCGCAAACAUCGCACAAGACUUUCUAAUUGAUUAUUUCCACCAAAUUGAAAGGUAAUCAAUAAAGAAAUCCCUCAAUCUUUCGCUUGUCGUAUUUUGUUUAAUUUGCAAUAAAAGUCUGGGGAAGAGAGGGAGAGAGAGAGGAGGAAAAUAUUAAUUAAUUCAGUGAAACUGUGCUGAAUCAAUUGAAGUUUUAUUCAAUUAGAUAAAACAAUGGGGGUUCUACUGAUUUUUUUCUUUCUCUCUAUUUAUUUAUUUUAUGUCUUUCAUGCAAUAAACAUGAUAAAUUCGUUGAUUUUUUUUUAUUAAAUGCAGCUAUAAUUGUUUUGUUUUUCGCAAAAAAACAUUGAUUGAGAUUCUUUGCAAGUGAAUUCAUGGUAUAUUCUCAUUAAAUGUAUAUUUUUUUCUUUCAUUUUCAAUUAAACUUUCAUUUUUAUUGAAGUAAAUUAAAUGCAUUAUUGAUGGUUUUUUUUUUGGAAUAUAUCUGUUUAAAAAAAAUACAGAUGAGAGAGAAAAAUCCUUUAACAUGCUGUGAAAGCUCUCAAAUGUGAGCUUUUGAGCUUUUCUGUAGGUGAUUUCAAUAUUAUUCAGCACAGUUACAGAUCUAAAUCCAAUUAAUUAUUUAAAAGAAAUAUAAAUAGAUUAUGAGAACUUUUCUGUAGGUCAGCAUAUUUUCUCACAAUCAAAUGAAAAUCCUUUCAGUUUAUAAUUUUCAGAGAAUUCUCCCUUCUCUUCCUCAUAAGCUUUGGGCAGAGAGAGAGAGAAAAAAUGAAGAAAUAGAGUGAGAAUGUUAACAAUUGGUCAUUCUCAUUUAUAGCUCUUUUGUGUUGUGGCCAAAGUACUGGUAGAAGAGGAGAUUUGGUCAAGGUGAUGUCGAUAUAAUGAUUCUUUGAUUUUUCAAUUGAAACAACACCACCAAGUUGAAUCACGAAGGAAUUGAAGGUGGGGGCAGGUUAGAUGGAUUGUAUGGGAAAGAGAAUGGGAUGAAGGAGUUUGUGUGUUGUUGGGUAUAUCAUGAAUGAGGAAAAUUCAAUUGAAAUUGAAUCGCAACGUAACCUACCAAAGCAACAACAGUGGCGGUGUGUUAAUUUAAUGAACCACAAACACCUCAAUCUGUUGAGUUUGAAUUUGUGUGUCACACCAUGUUUAAUUAUUCAUGCUUAACACACAGGUUGGGUGCUUUUAAGCUUGAUUCUCUUUCAGUUUUGGUUGCACAGCUUUACAUUUUUUUUUCUUGUUAGUUUGCACGGUGUGUGUGUGCAUAAAUCGACACCUAAUUUGAAUACAAUUAAUGAAAGUUUCCUCAAGCUCUGUGCGAAAUUUUUGUUUCCGAUCUCAAUGUGGGUGAUAUUGUUGAAAGAGAGCUAGUGCAAAAAGAGAGCCUCGCUGUAGAAAAAAAAAAUAAGAAAAAGAAAUGAGCGAAAGGAACCCAGAAAAAUGUGUGUGAGAGAAAGAAAAAAAAACGAGUAAAUGAUAUGCGUUGAAAUUGAUUUAAUUUCUCGUAUGACACAGAAAUUAAUUUUGGGCAGAUGAUUGAGAAAACACCCACUUAAAGGCCAAAGAAAAUCGCUACCAUGUCUUUUUGGUCAUUUCUUUUAAAAUACAAAUUUUGCUUUUUGUUUUUUUUUUUAUACCUCAACAUCUUUUAACAGCUUUGUUGUUAUUUGGAUAUAUUGGAGAAAGAGAGAAAAGAAAGAAAGUCAUUUUGUACAAAAUGUGUGUAUGAAAUUCCGGCUUCUUUCUUAAUUACUCAAUAUUUUUCACUUUACAACCAUUCACUCCCCCUUCUUCGUACCUUGCGGCUUUAUUCAAUUUUCUUGUGUUAUUCAAAUUAAAUGCGUGUCUUAUAUGUGUGUAAAUGAAAAGAUAAACAGCUUGAGAUAAUUUGCUAAAAUUAUAGUAAUUUCUCUUAUAGAGAACACACAGACUUCUUUUAAUUGCACGAGAUUAUUGUUGGUUUAUUUCUCCUUCCUCAACUAGUCUACACAUCUUUUAUUUAUUUUUUCUUCAUCUUCCCAUUCGUUGAUUGAACAUGGAAAAUGAAUGCGUAUAUGUAGUACGUCACGUUGUGUUUAAAGCGUCGUGUUAAAAUGUCAAAUGAAACGCAUGUUUAUGUCAAUGCAAGAGCUGUCAAAGUUUAAUUGACUUUUAAUGAUAUUUUUUUAAAGAAAAAAAAAAGUUUUAUAAUAGUACAACUAGAAAAAAAAUAUGAUCUGAUUUUUAAACUUUCUGACAGAUCUGUCAAAAAUGACAGGAGUUGUCAAAAUAGUACUGUCAUAUUUGACAUGAUAUUUAAAAUAUUUGGAUAUAUUAAUAGUUGAUAAAGUCUUUAAAAAACCACUAAAAAUGCAGUUGUUACUCUUUGUAUAGCAGUGCAAUGUGUCAGGUACGUCAAAAAUGACAUAAAUUAACCGCCAAAUCAAUUGCUGCCAAUUUGGUAAUGUCAAAAUAUUAUUUGCUUUGAAAUAAGCUUUUUUUUCUUGAAAAAUUAUUCUAUUUCCUUAGAUUUUUUUUUAAAUCAAAAGUUUCCUGUUAUAAAUAGUCCUGUCAUAGUUCUUACAUUCUAAGGCAUUAAAUAAAUAAAUAAAUUACCUCAUUUAUCUGUCAUUUGCCAUAUUCUGUCCAAUGACUGAUGUCAAAUUGUUUGUUUUGCUUUAAAAUAGAUUUUUUUUAUUUGGAUUCUAACAUCCUUUAAUGAUAAUACUGUUUUGACAGAUCUGUCAGAAAUGACAUAAGUCAACUGUCAAUUGAUAAACCGUCAAAUUACUGAUGUCAAUUUUUUUUUUCAAUUAUUCAUUUUGAAUUCUUCUAUUGCUAUUGCCUAUUACUUUUAAUAUCGUUUUUAAAAUUGAAAUUCUCUCCUCUAGAAUAUUUAAAAUAAAUAACUUAAUUCUGGGAGAAAUGAAAAUUCUUAAUUUUUUUUUGAUGAGAAUAGAAAUGUAGAAAUGUAGUCUAGCGGUCAUAUUAGCUCGUGCAUAUUUAUUGCGUGAAGGCUAACAUAUUGCUUUUCAAAAAAAAAAGAAGAAAUAUAACGUAUGGUCUUACACAUAUGUAUGUAGAUGCAUCACUUAUAUACCUACAAUUUGGUUGUCUUGGGGGGCAAAGAAAUAAGAAAAGAGGUGUUGAUGAGAUGUAAAAAGAAAGAGUUGUGUAGAAAUUAAAGGGGAAAAAUAAUCACGCAAACCACAAAAUACGUUAAAAUUAUGCGAUGGGAGGUAUUAGUUCGUUGAUGUUUGGAGGUACAUCGCCAAUGGUCUGUCGUUCGUGCCGUCGAUGGAUGCGGCAGAUGGGUGAAAGAAGAAAUUGAGAAAGUGAUGCUUUUGAGUUAUACUUUUUUUUUUUUACUUUAAUCUUCACUUACCCAUCUGCUUCAUUAAAUAAACGUCGUGGUGUAUUUUUUUUUCUUCUUAUCUUUUUCUCUGUGCCUUUAGCUCACAAUAAGGCAUCUCUCACACCUCUAAUUUUCACCCAAAAGAUCAACAAUGUCCGUGCGGUGCAUACGAAUGAAACGGAUGACCCAAUUUUUACCCUCAAAAGUGAGACUCCUCGCAAGCAAUUUAUUUUCUUCAAGACAGAGCAAAGGAAAGAUGAAAAAAAAAACUGUCUGCAAAACAGAGAAAUAUGCACGAAUUUUAUUGUUUCUUCCAAAAAAUUGGCACAUAAAAAUACAUAGAGGAGUAAUUUUUCAAAAUAUGAGGUGAAGACAGCAAAAAGUCACCCAAAUGAGGUGAUAUUUUAAAAUUUAUACAAAAGAUGAGUCAAGAUUACAAAGUUCGCAAGAUGACAAAGUCCGGAGGCUUUAGUGGAAUAAAUAUUUUGACAAAAAAAAAAAGAAAUCUCUCAAAUAAUUUAAUUUUGCUUAAAGAAGAUUAAGAAGAAAAAACGCAGGAUCUGGGUGAAAGAGUCUCGUUAAAGAAGAAACGAUAAAAAAAAAUUGAAGAAGCCAAGAAGAAAGUCACGAAGAUUAAAGGCAAAAAUUUCUCUUUCUCCCAAUUUCACCGUAAUUUAAUUUAAUAUCCAAUUUGCAUGAUCAAUUAGUGAGGUGUUGAUGCUACAUCACACCACACAACACACGAUAGAAGCGCCGCGUAUACAUACAAAAUAAUCAAGCAAUUAUAAACCCUAUGAUCAUUCGUUUUUAUCUCAAUUAACAAUUGUGCAAGAUAGAGGAGAAUGAUUGCAUGUUCGGCGAAUGGAGCAUAAUCUUAUAAAGCAUUAUAAGAUAUUUUGUGAUCAAUAUUAAUCUUGUGAUUUAUAAAAGUCAAUACAAAAUGGAAUGUUGGCAAUGCUGGAAGUAAUAUUUUGCUCUGAAGGAGCUCCUAAUCGUGUCCAUAAGAUUAAAUUACUCAUGCUUAAUCGUCACAAAUAUGACUUUGCACAAUAUGCCCAUGCAUGAUGGAGGUAGAAAAAAAAUGAAUGAUCACUGCACGGAACACAUUCGAUAUGUGUGUAGGUUAACCUUGAGAUCGCACUUCUCUUAAGAGAUCAUCUCUCUGUGAAAUUGAUUGAAGAAGAAUGAGGAAAUUGGGAGAGGGAGAAUGUGGGUCUGGAGAUAUUAGUGGGUCAUUCAUGAAAUGCUGUGGGUUUUUAUUUCUUCUCUAAUAGGUACUUAGUUUUGCACCAAAAGACAAUCAAAUUUUGCAGUACGAAUGACUUUCUUUUCGAUUUAUUGUAAGACAAUGAAAAAGGAUAAAAAGGUUUGUAGGAAAAAAAUAAAUAAAAUACUUUCCAGAGUGGGAUUUGAACUUACAAUAAAUAUCUUGAGACAUUGAGUGCUUGCAUAUUGAUCUAAAUUUUUGUAUGGAACAAAGUAGAGCAAUGUUUGAAAUGAGGUACAUUUUUUGCAAUAUUAAGAUAAUUUAUUUGUUUUAGAACUUAUUAAUGUUGAAAAUUAAUUUGAAUAAAAAUAUUUAAUAGUUCUAUUAGGUAUCUAUUUUGUUUUAUUUAACUUUGAAUUUAUCAAUCAAGAGGGCUCUAACUUGCAGAUUGUUUUUCUUAUUAAAUUUUAUUUCAUUUUUUUUUCUAAAUAAAAAUUCUAUUCAAAAUAAACGAUUUUCUCACAGAAUCUUAUCCUAUUUUCCUAUCAAAACUAACCUAAAAAUCACACAAAAUUCAUUAAAUCUCAAAUGAGAGAAAGACACACAGAAAGCAAAAUGAUUAAUAUUCCCUAAUUUGUAUGUUAGUAAAUUUAUUCCCAUCAUGCGCUUCCAAUGUUAAAGUUUAAUCUUUUUUAUGGUAAAUUUUGCACUGUGGUGAUCACACUUUUACGAUUAUUUUAUUGGAGUUAAGAAAGACGGGGGUUUUUGGGAGAAGAAAUGCGAUGUGUGAUCAUGGUACUGCGGUUGACAUACAUUUUACACAACAUAUAUAGAGAAAAUUUUCACUUUUGCAUAUCGUCGUGAUCAUCAAUUCAGUUUGUGGUUGAGGAGAUCACAUCGCACAAAGUAGUACACACACUUUUGAUGAUGGAAGGAUGAUCAUGUUGUGUGGUAAAAGAAAGAGAGAGAUAAAAUGUACCAGUGAAAGAGAGGCGAGAGAGCAUUGAAUGGAGGGUAUGUUAAAUUGCCAUCAUAACCAUUUAUGUCAAUAAUUUCUCUUUCAUACUAAUCAAUAUCAUCAUGUGGAUGGUUAAUUGUCAUCAUGAGUGAAGAGUGUGAUUUUUAAUUGACAUGCUUGAUUGAAGUAUUUCCUGUCUAUUGUGAGUUUUUUGCUGCUUCUACACCUAAACUAUAUAUAGCAUACUAUGUGUAUAUCUAUGUAAUUCACUCAUUUGUGGUGCAGAAAAAAACUUGUGGAGGAAUGAUGAAAGAGAUCGAUGAAACCUCAAUGGUUGAUCACUAAUUUAAGAAGAAGAAAAAAAAAAGAGAAACAUUGAUUGGGUAAAUAAAGUGAUCGCGCAGCAAUGAUCACCAAAGCUUCUAUUUGUUCUCUCUCAUUCUGACCAAUGUGGAAAGAACAAUUGACUCUGUAACCGAGUGCCAUACUUCUUGCAUUCCUUGUUACUUUCCGUUUAUAUCUUUUUCUUGGCUUUUUUUUCGGGAUGAUGCUGGGAGGAAAAUGUGUACAAAGAAAUGUCGUUUAGUUGCUCCCCAUCAGCAAACAAAAACCACGCCAUUCACUCGAUCGCUGAUCCCUCACUGGAGUGAUCUUGUAAAUUGUUUUUGAAUUUUAAAUAAGUGGAGUCUCUCCCUCAAUAUAUAUAGUACAUAUAUAUAUUGUCAAUUUAUAUAUAAUAGCAAAUACACAUAAGAUCUAAACAUGAUCUUUAAGGUGAUCUUCAUCGCAAUGUUGCUGUAUGUACCUACCUACCUAUGUAUGUACAUAAAAUGUAAAAGAAAAUUCCCCAUUUGGGAGGGAAUUUUCUGUGCACGAGUUAGAUAAAAAAAAAAUUAUACAUAUCUAGACAGUGGAAAAAAAAGCUUUAGAGAAACAAACUCGCAUGGUUGAUGCAAAGUAAAGUAAGAAAAAAACCUCCAUCAACAUUUAGGUGAAGAAAGAGGUGUUGUAUGUAUGUUGAAUGUGUGAAUAUAUGUAUGUAAUUUAGUGUUGUUGUGUGUAGUGUAUGUUGGAAAAUCAGAAGAGGCACGAUCACUGAUUCCACCAGACGACCAGACCAGUUGCCCGCCGGCUUUCAUUCAUGUCGGAUCGUGCGCUCAUUGAGAAGGCUGAUUUUUGCGCAAGUUGUUCAAGAAGAGGAUUUAUUGUGAAUUUAGUUGAGAAAACGAAGAGACAGAGGAGAAUAAACUAGAUCGCCCUGAUCACAGUGUGUAUGACGGAAAAUCAAGUUCUAUAUUGAUCAUAAGUGAAGAUCACUGCAAGAUCACGAAAAUUUACUGGGAUAGGGCAGUUUUAUUUGUCUCAAACAAGACAUUACAAAUCAUUCACAAAAGUUUUGAAAAUAUUCUCUGUUUUGUGACUUUGUACGUGAUAUCUCUCCCUUACGAAAUAUCCACUGAUCAACGGAGAAAAAAAAACACACCAAGAAAUAUUCAAAAGGAGAGUGUUGAAUUUAUAAUUGAUCUACAGUGUUGUUCACCUUGCACCACUACCUGUUGGGUCGUUUUUCUCUCAACAAUUUCGUAUUGCUACAUUGGAAAAAUAUACAUAUAAUACGCAUUGGACAAUCCCCAAGACCAUAAGAUCACGAUAGACAUUUUUUUUCUUAUUCGUUAAAUGGGAAAACAUAAAGUUGUGUAGAGCAACCAUUUGGAUUAACAAGAGAUUGCUGCUGCUGGCAAAGAGACAUAAAUUAGUUUUCUUUUUGGUAAAAGUACCUCAAUUUUUCCACCUGCAAUCAAUUGUUUUGCGGGACAACACAAUAAAUGAAAAAAAAAUAUUUUGUGAAAACUAAAAAUAGUUGUGUGCAAAUUAACAAGAGAAUUCUCUCUUUGCUUGACCAAGUUUCCAUGCUGAUUUUAAUGGGGAGUGUGUUGCUGCGCGUUGAACUGAAUGAAACUUGCAACAGUGAGCUUUUGCAAUCGCAUCAACACCUUAAUGUGACAAUUAUUAACUUAAAAAAAUAAAAAAUUCAACAAGAAGUAAAAGCUCAUGAGUGCUGACAAUUAAAACACAGUGUGGUGCUACUUUACAACAAAAAUUAAUUAAAAUAAAAAAAGGAAAAAUUGUGAAGAGACAGAAAUUGUGUUGAUUCAAUGCAAUUUAUUGGAUUGAAUUAAAUAAGAAAUACUCUCAUAUGCAAGAAAAAUGGAUACAAGUGAUAUAAGCAAGGUGUAAUGGUUUAGUUUUCUUCAUCUUAUAAAACUCAUCUCAUUCUUCUCACAUAUGGAGGAAUUAAGAGAGUAAUGCACAUUUUGUUGUUGUUGUUGUUAAACCAAUAAAAGAGUUGUGUUGGAUUUAUUAUAUAAAAAGAAAAAUCUUCACAUCAAAGGUGAAAAAAGAAGUGUUGAGUGGUGGAAGUUAUAAAUGCAGCAUUAGUCGAAUUUGCAUUGGAUGUGUUUAAAAGACAGUGCUGUUGAGAAGAAAAAUUGAAAAAAAAAAUAAAGGAGAGCAAGAAGAAGUCUAACAGAUUAGAGAGAAAACAAUUUGUGAUGAUACCUUCAUUUUAUUAUUACCUGUGUGUUCGUCUAUAAUGUGCAUAGAUGGGCUUAUGAUUGAGCCGCUAAAGGGAACAAGAAAGUAAAGAGAGCACAAAGAAAUACAAAAACCAAGUUGAAAAAAGAAAAGAGAAAAAGAAGAUAAAUAUAAUUGAAUGUUUGUGUGAAAUGCAAUAUAUCACGGAAUGAUGUUAAAGUGUUAUUAGAGCACCGUUCGUCACUUGGUUGGACUUCUUUUUCUUCUUCUGCUGUUGUAACCCUCAUCUUGUCGCUCAAUGUGGCACUGUCUCAAUGUGGGUGGAGUGAAUUAUAGGUGAACUACAACGAGUAUUAGUGUGUGCUAAAGAAUAAGCCACUCUUUGGUGAUAUUAAAGAGUGUGGAAAGGAAGAUUGAUGGGUGGGAGAUAAUAAACAAAUGGUUGGCGCCAAUGAUGAGCACAUUACCAUCAUGUAUGGAUCGAUAUAUGAAUCGAUACAUGGUACCGGCGACACAGACGCACCAUCAUGUGCCGAAUCAUCAGGCAACACCGCCACAACCACCUGUUGGACAACCCUACUUUCAUCAGACAGCAACGGUUGCCAAUGGGGCGGCAGGUGUUGCAGCAUCCACGACCAUUGUACCGCCACCGAAUCAGGCAAACAACACCGGUGGUGGUACUUUUAUGAUGAAUUGCUACCAAAAUGCCAAUGGAUGGACGGGUGUUCCGCUAAUUAGUACAGCAAGUCGUCGUCCAAGAAAGCAGCAGCAGCCGCAUCAUCAAAUGCCACCGUCGUCUAACAAACCACCACCACCCACGCAACAAACAACCAACAACAAUGCCCAAAAUGUAGACUUUGACGAGACAGCAAUGUCCCGACUGGCCAUUCAUGCACACGGUGCACCAUUAAUUCUUGCAAAUCGCGGCUACCGCAAACCCCCUCUUGUGCGCCAUCCCCAACCACCCUCCGCUGUUGUGAUGCAAAAAGUCCCACAGCAGUGUUUUGUAGCGACACAACGACUGGAUGAUUUUGGUGGGAAUAUUUACGAAAAUGGGAAUCGUCAGCUGCUGCAACCAGCAACAACGCCUCAUGAUACAUUUUCAAUGGUGAAUAGCGAUGAAAGUAGUUCAACAUCAUCCUCUAAUAGUCAUACACCUGACACGUGUCUACCGCGAAUUAUAAAGCCACGGAAGAGGCGCAAGAAAGAGCGGAAACCGAAUGCAUGUCAAAAUCCAAAUGUCCCAUUGCAUGGGGCAGGUAAAAAUAAUUGCCCCAAUGCCAACAAUGGUGUAUCAUUGAUGAAAUCUCUACCAUUGGUCACGAGUACGGCAACACAGACAACCACCAUUCACGAAAUGGUUGAGAAGAAUUCAACCAAUGUGAUGAGUAUGAUGUCUGCACAAGAUGAACCACAAUUUGCCGGUGAUGCUGCAGAAGGGACAGGAGGUGGUGGUGGUGAUGAGGUGAUUGAGGAAAUGAGUUCGUGCAGCUGUCGCCUAUGUGAUCCCUUCUGCCGUAUCUGGGCUUUUCCACUAAGGAGAUCGUGCUCAGACAAUUCGGGUGAAGUUGAGGCUACCCGGCGCAAUGUUGGCGUCAUUGGGAGUCACAUUAAAUCAUCAUCGGCACGAAAUGAAUGGCGAAGUACACCGCAACUAUGUAAUCAGCAGCAGCAACAGCAGCAAGUCUAUGGGCAUACAAUUGAUGGAUCUCGUAAGGGUAGUUUAAGUGAUUCAGGAGAUUCCGGAUGUGAUCUCCUCAGUGGUUUGCAUUUUGCCACGGAUGAUCUUCUCAAUAUUGUCGAUUGUGGGGCAAAUGGUGCAAAAGCAACACCACCACCGUCCAAUAGUGACAACAGUGUCUGUGAUUUUCUCCUGACGGACAAUUGCUGGGAGAUACUCUCGCGACGUGUUAUGGAAUCACUGGAUUUACGCAGUGAUGACGAUGAACAACCAUGCAGCCCAAUGGGAGGAGGAAUAGCGCCAUCAGCAGCAGCAAAAGUUCCCGCAAUUAGUGAUUGUGUUUCAUCGGAUAGUGGAAGUGUUUUCUCCGAUAGUGUUUUCAGUGAUGGCAUACCCGAAUGCUACACAACACCGUCGACAAAUUACCAACACAACGACACGCAGGAUCUCCAUCUUGGGGUACAAAUUGCAAAUCUCCUGCUUGAUCAACCACAACUACCAGUAUUUAGUGAUUGCUUCAUGGCACAGCAAUUUAUUGGGGGUGCAAAUUCACCACAGAGGUCAAAGGCCCCAGGGGUCAAUAUGUUCGGCACACCGCUCUAUCUUCAAGAGAAAGAUCGUGGCAAUGAGAUACUCAGCUGCAUCGAUAUGGUAUGGAAUGGAACACUCCAACUAAUGCCUGUUGAAGAGUAAAAAAUAAAUAAUGUAAGAGUUUUUAUUAAGAAAUAUUUAUUCUCUUCUAACAAGGGCUCGUUACUUUUUGUCCAGAACGGAUUGGGCUCAUUUUUUCGGGAUAAUUUCUUCAAAAGAUAAGAUGAACUUUUGCUUAAUAUUAAAACCGCCGCCCGUUGCAUUAGAAAUGUGUUAAAAUAAUAUUUAACUUACACAGUAAAAAAAAAAAUUAAUAAAUUUUCUAUUAAAUUCACGGUCAAUGUACUUUGACGGGAAAAUUUGUGAUUUUUUUUAAACGUAAAACUGGAGAAUUUCCUAAAAGUUUAAUUAAAUUGAAAACUAUUUUUUUUAGUUUUAUAAUUUUUACAUCAAAAUUUUGUGAAAUAAAAAAAAUUUUAGGGAUAGAUUCUGAUAAAAAUAUUUUCCUUUCUUUUCUUACAAUUCGUUAGUUAUAAGAUCUUUGUUGUUCUGAGAAAAAUCUUAUAAGAUUUUGACAGUUUGUUUCUGUCUUUAAUUGUGUUUUCGAAGGAAAAUUACUUUUCUAGGGCUCUUUAAAGGGCUUUCUGUCAGUUCUUCUGAAAAAAAAAAAACAAUUCUUUGUUUUUCUUUUAUAGAACGACAACAGAAUGAUUUAAAAACACCAUCUGUCAAAAUCUUACAACAACUUUUAAGUUGCUAGAAAAGAAUAAAAAAGAUUUUUAUUUGAAUCGACGCUUUAGACUUUUUGAAGACAAUUUUACUAUAAAUUGACUAAAAUAAUUAGUUUUCACCGUAAAAGGUACGAAAUUUGGUUGGCAGUCAGAAUGUAGUUGCGAUUGAGAGAUGGCAAAAUGUGUCUUUGCUCUAGCUAUUUUUAGGAAAAGCAUAAUAUUAUGCUGAUUACCAACAAUAUAAUAAAUGUCAAUUUUUUUAAUAAGAAAUUCAGUUAAAAAUUUUAGUAAAAAUGUACAGAAAACUCAUAUAUAGAGAUUAACUAAAAUGUUUUUUAAAAACUAAAAAUAGUAAGGUAGUAAAAGAAAGGAAACUAAGACAUUUAUGGAAUCACCGUAGAAUGCCCAAACCGUAAAUUUUACGGGAAUUAUUUUUAGUGUGUAGCGUCAGUUGUAAUAAAUAUUAUUUUAAUACAUUUCAUAGUAAAACAGCGAUGCUUAAAAUUUACUAAAAGUUUAUUUCAUAUUCUAAAGAAAUUAUCUUAAAAGGAUGAACCCCAUACGAUCGGGGCAAAAUGCAAUGAGCCCUUGUAAGAUAUUUUGCAUAUAGAGCAAAACGUCCCAUAAAUAAAGCUAAAUAGCUGAGAGGAAGAAGAAGAAUAAAGAAAAAGAAAAAUGUAAAUUAAAUUUGAUGCAUAAAGUUGUAUCUAUUCUGAAAUUUUGUAACAAUGUUGUAUGUAAUGUAUUAUUGAAAUAAUUUGUAUAAAAUUUAGCAUGUCUCCUUCAUACAUUUUUAUUUAGUAUGAAUUUUAUAGCACCCGAGACAUAUAUUAUGUAUUUUUUUUUUUUUUUGUAAAACUCUAAUAAUCAUCUAAGCGAAUAAUAAAGCAAGUUGUUAGUGAGUGAUCUAUAAAACGAGAAGAAUGUGAGAAAAAAAUUAUCUUUAGCUAAGUGAAUUAAUAAGUUAGCAAGUUUUUAAUGUGAAGUGGAGAAAAAAAUUCCAACUAUAUAUUUUUACUGUAUUUAAUUCCACAUGAAACACGCGCUGGAAAAAUUAAUUUUUGCACUUAAAGUGCUAUUUUUUUUAACGUUGUAACGCACUCUUAAGUAAUUUCUCUAUGCGUUGAAUGUUUUUUUUGCAUUAUUAUUAUUAUCUAUUUCUCUUCUUAAACUAUAUACAUACAUUUUACCAUAUUUGUAAAUGAGAAAAAAAGGUACGGGAAGCUGGAGAUUUUAUACAUUACAUACAUAUAUAGAUAGGUACGUUAUAUUCUGUAAAAUGCACGCCAGAGAAAAAGAAGGAAAUCUAUUUUAGAUUGAAAGUCAAUUUAAUGGAAUCAUGACGUGCAGCGACACAAACAACCAUAUCCGCCAGAGCUUUCUCUUUUGAGUGCUUUUUUUUGUUUGUUUGUUGCUGUUGUUUCAGUACAAAAACCACAAAAAAAAACUUCUUACUAUAUUAUUAUGUACAUAUAUGUAUGAUGGUGGUUUUUGUACAUAAAAACGAAUGAAAGACACUUUUCAUAUACAAUUUUACACACAUAGUGAAAGUAAACCGACACGAAUUAGACUUUUAAUGUACAAACCAGGCAAUGCAAGAUGAGUUGUUUCUCUUGCAAUUUGCUUAUGGUUUCUUUGGGGCUUCUCAAUGGUGAUCGGAUAUAUAGUAUUAGAAGGUUAUACGAAGCAUUACACGAUUUUCAUGCAAUUGGAAAUUUGGGGAGAAGACAAAUGCGAAAUAUAUUCCUCACGAUUCUCAAUAAUAUUUUUUAGGGGAAAAAUUUGAGGAAUUUUAGUGAAAGGUUUACGGAUAUUGGGUUAGCUUAAAGGGGAUUAUAGUGUCUGGGCUCUUUUUUGACACAGAAAUUCGAACAAAUCAGAUGCCAUUCCCGGCUUCAUUAGCCUAAUUUUAAAGGCUUUAAUGACUUAAAUAUUCAUUCUUAACUUAAAUUCUAUGCGAACAGGAGAAAUUAGCAUGAGAGAUUUAUUGGUUGGUUAGAAUCAUAAAUUAAUGAAAAGAAACGUUUUGAGAACAAUUUUUAUCAGUGUUGUUGAAAUGUUAAUCUGCUCAAAAGUUGGAUUUAUAAUGGAGAAACUUUGGAAAUAAAUGCUAUUUUUGUUCAGCACAGAAGUAAGAAUCAGUAUGCUUCAAAAAUCUACUAAUUUUUUUUUAAAGAAAAAGAAAAUAUAUUUUCUGGAAAGCUUUUCUUUACCUAUGUAUACUGAUAACAAAAAUUUUCCGGGUGAGAAAAGCGUGUGAAUCUUUUUACGUUAAGUCUUUUUACGAAGGUUCACUGAGCAGGAGAAACCAGACUUAAGGAUAUUUAAAUAAAUAAGAAAUAUAUGAAAAUGAUUUUUAUUAUUAUAUAUAAAAAGUUAACCUGCCCAGAAGUGAUUUCUUGGGGGAUGAAAUUUGGAAUUAAAGAACUUUAUAUUACUCAGGAAUGAAUAUUAAACAUUCGAUCAGUUUCUGACAUUAAAAAAAAGCUUUUUUAAUGAAAAAAAAUAAAAAGAGAAUUUCCGAUAGCUUUUCAUUGGACAAAGUAAAUAAAUAAUUUCCCAAUAUAGUUGAGACUAAAUUAUAUUUAUUUGUGGCUAUCAAUGAAACUUUAAUUAUUAUUGAAUUACUAUCUAAUCAAUUCGCAUUAAAAUGGAUACAUAAUACAUUAAAUUUAUUUGAACCGCGUGGUAGUGCCAAAAGCAAUGUGAAUGCAUUGUUAUUUCAAGUGAAUGAAUUGUAUAUGACAUAAAAUGGCAGGAAAUUUGCAUAUUUCACUUGUAUGUGGUGAUGAGGAAUAAGCAUACAAGUGGGAAGUCAAUAAACUCAGCAUGAAUUGUUAUGUGAUUUACCUACAUCAUAUUAUUUAAAUUAAAGUGGUUUUUUUUUAUAUAUAAUAAACAUUCGUGGACACUGGAAAGCAAAAAAAAAAGAGUGAAAGAGAUGUUUUGGAAGUUAUAAAAUGCAAAAAGUACUUGACACACCACACGGCAAAAAUAAAAAGAAGAACGUCACAAUAGGAAGAAAGUUAAUAAGAAAAUAGUCUCGUUUUUUUUUUGGGAGUAAUAGUGGAAUAAAAAUGAAAAAUUUCUAUUUAAUUUACCCAUUGCUACAUAUAUAAAUUACAAGAAAAUAAAGUCAAAAGAGUCACGUUCGUGUGGGGUGAAUAUAAUUUCACUUUAGAAAUGUGAAAGUUUUCUUUCUGCUGCGAUACUAUUUUUCUUGCAAUCUCUCUCUCUUAAAGCGAUUAGUUAUAAAAUCCAUUGAAGGUGUUUUUCAAUUGAAUCAAGAUUGCAAGUAGUGCAAGAGACGCAAAACAUGGUAAUACCAAUUAAAUCACAUUCAGUGAGAGUUUUUUUUUCUCUUCUUCUUCAUAAGGGAUUGAUGGUUAAUUUAACUUUUGUGAAAGAGAAGGUAAAAAAGGGUUUUGUGGGGAAAAUUUCUUGAUUUAUUGAGAGGGAAAGUUUCAUAAAUCGAAUGAUUCUUUCUGGGGGAAACAGAAAGAAUGAUUUUUUUUUUCAAAAACAUAAGAUUUUUCCCAAUAAUACAAAAGCUCUCCAAGAAGCUUUUUAUCCGUUAAAAUUAAGAGAGAAAAAAUGCAGCAAUCCUAAUUAUAAUUUCACCUGUUGCGUAAACUUUCGCUCAAGCCACUUUGUCUAUUAAGAAGCCAACGAAUAAUUUCCCUUUCAUCAAUACCAUAUUGAAUAAUGCAUUGGAGAAGAAAUGCAAUGUAAUUUACUUUUUUAAUUAUCAUUAUUAGCAAUUGAUUGAAUUUUCAUACAAAAAUAUCUUUAUUCUCUCUUUCAAUAUUUUUUUUUUACAUCAUCAUCCUGUGCUGAAUUUUUCUUCCCAGUUUCUCCUACAAAGUAAUUUUCUAAACAUAUUAUUCCAUCAAUAAUUAUAUGUAAUCGUGAUGGGGGGGAGGGUUACAAUAGUUAAUUGAUAUCUACCUCGCACAGUCUUGCAAAUGCGUACAUCAUUGCAUUGAAAAAUGUUUUAUUAUUUAUUUUGUUGGCUUUUUCUUCAAAAUAGUGCUAAAGACGUAUAAAAAUAAUUUAAAAAAAAAUGCGUGUUUGAAGUACAAUUUAUAUAAAAAUAUAUAUGUAUAUUCCUCAAUGUACAUUCAUCAAUCAUGCUCUAAAGAGUGUAUCACUCUGUUUCUCACAUUCCCAUGCUCAUUUUUUUCACAUGGGAUUGUGCAAAAAUUUAUGUCGUUCCACGAAAUAUGAAUGAAAUUGCAUAAGAUUUUUUAUUCGGGGGGUAAAUUGACGUGAAUUUUUUUUCAAUUAAGCCCAAAUUUGAGACACAAAAAAUUAGCUCAGAUUCAUUAGGAGUUUGUUGCUAUUAAAUUCUAAUUAAUUUGUUCGUCAAACGUCGUGCGUCUUGAGGAGCAAUGAGAAUGCUCAGAAAAUCACUUGAAAUGCUUCUUAAAUUUAAUGAGAACAGUUACUAACUGUGUGGCUUGUGGAUUUUGUAACGCCACCAAAUAGUUUUUUUUUUGUGCAGCAGUGAAGAAAUACUACCUGUAUAUAAAGUAAUCGAUAAAAAAAUAUUAACGACCGUGAAAUAAUUUUCUUGAGCAAAUUUUUUUUCAUCUUUUGAUCUCCUAAUUUGUUCUCAAUCUCCCACAUAAAGCCAUUUAUUUCACACUCUUUCACUGAAAAUUGGUAGCUCAAUUUGGUAUUGAAAGUUUUUUUUUCGUGAAUGUGGCGUUUCAGGUAUUUCAGGGACGUCUAAGAAAAUAAUUUGCGUUUUUUUUUCCUUCUUGCGUGAAAUCUCAUAUCAAAGUUAUUAACUUUUUUUUAUCAUAUCACAUAAGACAGAAAGAAGGGAAAAAUCUGUGAGUGUAAAAGAAACUUUCAACAAGGUCAAUAUCCUAAUUUCUUAAAGGAGAGGAUUGUGAUUAAAAGAAAAGGCAAAGAAAUAUUAAUAAUUUUUCGUUGAAAAAAAAACAACCAAAAAGAUAUUUCGAAAUCGUAAUGAAGAUGAAUUGGAGAGAAUUGAAAAUGAGAAAGAAUAAAAAGUCUCUGGGCGAAGAUUCAAUUAAAUUGUUGAUAGAAUGCGGCAGAGAUUGGCUGAUGGAUUAUUCUGGUGUUAAAAUUAAUGAAUGAAUUUUUAUGACUAAUUGAAGCGUUGAAAAAAAUUUAUACUAUGUGUGGGUCUUCAUGAAAAAUUACCUUUAUGAUGAAGAAGUAAGAAAUUUUUGUUAUAUUCAAUUUAUGAAUUUAUAAGAAAAUUUCUUGCUGUGUCAUCAGAUAAAUAUGAUUUUGAGAACUUUCCAUGAAAUUUGAGGCGUUAAAAUCUCCCCAUCUCGUAGAGCUUCUCUUAGAGAGUGAUUUCUCUAUUUUAUUCUCUACCAUCUUCAUGGGAUUCUCCAACACUUGUGCCCUUGCCUCCGUGACAGGGGGAAAUAAUAGAAAAACAAGAAACAAGGGGAAUUAGUAGGAGAAAAUGAAGAAGAAAAAAUUUAAGAAGAAUGACUUUGGGAAAAGAAAAAGUUUAACCACAGAAAAUUAUGUUGAGGUUCAAGGGCAAGAAAGCUACCUACUUAUAAAACCUUCCCAUCGGACACUCUCUAGAAAAAAAUCCUCCAAAUCUACUCAACUAUUUAGAGAGAAAAAAGAAAAA